Erythranthe guttata (spotted monkey flower) is the source of this 1029-nucleotide messenger RNA. NCBI's taxonomy places the organism in Eukaryota, Viridiplantae, Streptophyta, Magnoliopsida, Lamiales, Phrymaceae. The record is from RefSeq and is a predicted model, not a curated record.
AUGUUUGUGCUAGAGAAUUACUCCUCCCUCUGCGAUGGAAUUGAUGUAGACGAAGAUAUUUACAAUGAAGAAUUCUUCGCCGGCGGCUAUUUAUGGUCGGUGCUCUUGUACCCCGCCGGAAGGACCGUUGCCGCCAACGAAGCCGGAUUUGCAUCUAUGUAUAUAUAUCUGAGUAGCGAGACCGAUGACCUUGUGCAAUGUUUAUUUUCGAUCUACUUACUUGACCAGACUGGUAAUGGCGAAAAUUACGGAACCUCGAUUUUCGAUCGAAAUCCUCCUCAAAUCUCACUCCUUAGAACCGGCCACGUGGCUGGAUGUCCCUACUUCAUUCCCCGAGCAACCCUUGAAUCUCCUGACUAUCUCAAAGACGAUUGCUUGAAAUUUUGUGUCACUAUCGGAGUUUUGACCAAAGAAAGUGCCGAUGUUUUCUUCAAUGUGAAUAACCAGAGCUUCUCCGCGCAUCACUGGGUAUUAGCAUCCCGUUGUCCCAAACUUCUAUCGGAGAUCGAUAUUAGUGAUAUGGACCCUAAUAUAUUCAAGGCCGUGCUGUGGUAUGUGUACUCAGGAGGAAUUCCUCAGGAAGAAGAAGAGAAUAGUGAUCUUGGUUCGUUCGUGCUCGAGUCGUUCAUGGGGAAGAUGCUCGCUGCAGCUGAUCGAUUUGAGUUGAAAGAACUUAAAAAGAUUUGUGAAUCGCACAUUUCGGAAAGAAUAUCUGCAGAAUCAAUUGCAUAUAUUUUACAUUUAGCUGAACUCUGUCAUGCCAAAGAAUUGAAAGCAGCAUGUCUCGGGUUCGGAGCUCAAAACAAUGCUGCUGCUGCUGAUAUCUUGGGUUCUGAUGGAUGUAAAUACGUCAAAAAACAUUGUCCGUCAUUGUUUCUAGAGUUGGCCUAUAAUGGAAGUUACUCUGGGAAUGUACAUGAGGAAUGUGACUUUUACAAGAAAGUUUGGUCUGCUGUGAACGAGACUUUUGCUGGUAUUUUAGGAGGGCCUCGGUGUGCAACUGACGAGCAUAAGAUAAAGGAGUUCUAA